Cuscuta campestris is the source of this 744-nucleotide messenger RNA. The record is from the annotation of a GenBank genome assembly. NCBI's taxonomy places the organism in Eukaryota, Viridiplantae, Streptophyta, Magnoliopsida, Solanales, Convolvulaceae.
CAUAUCCGAACCAAACUACAAAAAGUGGAGUAAACUUUUUCGUCUACUUGCACUUCGCUUCAAUCUCAUGGGAUUUCUCGACGGCACCACUAUUGCCGCCUCCUCCGACGACGUUGAAUGGCUCCAGUUCGAUGCCCUCCUUCAAGGGUGGAUUCUCUCCACUAUCACUGACGAGGUUUCAGAUCUUGUUCUCGCCAACAGCCCCUCUGCUAAUUCUUUCUGGACAGCGAUCUACAAAUUAUUUCAUGACAACAAACAUGCUCGGGCGAUGCAAUUGGAGCAUCGUUUUCGCACAACCGUCAAGGGCAACCGGACGAUCAAUGAAUAUUGUCAUCUCCUCAAAAAUCUUGCCGACUAUCUCGAUGAUGUGGAUGCUCCGGUGACCGAACAUGCCUUGGUUUUACAGGUUCUUCAGGGGUUGCCGCAAGACAUACGAGGCCAGGUCACUUUUCUUCAGUAUCAGACUCCUUUUCCGACUUUUUUGGAGGUCCGUUCGGCCCUAUUGCUCGUCGAACAACAACAAACCGACGCCACCCAUGGCACCGGCUCAUCGACGGCACUCCUUAGCACUGGCAGUGGCGGCGGGUCUCCAGCGGCGGGCGGAAAGCAGCGACAGGCAGGGGUCCUGGGCGCGGCUAUGGUAGUCAAUCUCGACCCUUCAACAUUGGAAACCGCGGACGGGGACGUGGCCGUGGUCUAGCGGCUCGAAUCAGCGACAACCCAUUGGUCCGCAACCCUGGCAGU